Molecule: messenger RNA, 10615 nt
Organism: Micropterus salmoides (largemouth bass)
Lineage: Eukaryota; Metazoa; Chordata; Actinopteri; Centrarchiformes; Centrarchidae
Gene: igf1ra
Product: insulin-like growth factor 1a receptor
Exons: 21
Coding region: 1026-5282 (1418 amino acids)
Biological process (GO): protein autophosphorylation; positive regulation of kinase activity; glucose homeostasis
Cellular component (GO): insulin receptor complex; axon; membrane
Molecular function (GO): ATP binding; insulin receptor activity; phosphatidylinositol 3-kinase binding
Source: RefSeq, a predicted model, not a curated record
GAGAGAAGCCGACUCUUGUUUACAGCAGAGAUUCCACGGAGGAUCGGGAGACCCACAGCCUGCGUUUACCGAGGGGCGAACCGUAGGAUUUCAGCCUCUGGAUAUAAAGGCCUACACGCGAAGGGAGUUUUGUUCUCUCAUUUGUUUUUACGAGCAUAAAGGCAAAACAAGAAAACACUCGUAAAGGGCAUAUAUUCUCCCUCCCACCCCAGCCGAGGUCGUCUAGCUGGAGACCGAUUCUCUUGCGUGGCACAAGUCUGGUGUUUUCUUUCAGCUGAAAAUCUCGACUGACGGCAGAGAUAAAGUCCGACCCGAGGAGCUGGAAAUUUUGUUUAAAAAACGACUUCUCACUGCUCACUGCCAGGACAGCUUGCUGGGGAUCGAGAUACUGUGCUGGUUGAAUGGCAUAGGCAAAAAAGAUUUUUCAUUCAUUUUUCAACCUCCCAGCCACCACCCCUGUGGAUCUGGACGUGUUUUCGGCCCCACUCCUCCUCUCAAACACAGUCUUUCACACGUGGAUUCUUGCGAGCAACACUGGCGUUAAUUUAUUAUGGUGGCAGAGGCUAGGCCUACUAACAAUAACCUUUAGUCUAGUAUUUUUUAAUUGUUAUUACCAGGCCUGUACGCGCGCUGCUGUUUUCAAGAGAUGGAGACUGAAGAUGGGGAUUACCAUCAUUUAUCCAGUAAAAUCACUGGCUCGUGUGCCAUACCAGCCGACGUCAAAGUAUCCUGUGAUUGGCAAAAAUAGCAGACUGUUUUAGUAAUUUUUUUUUACUCUUCAAAGGAAUUCCCUGUUAUUGACAAUUUAUACACAUUUAUUUAUAUAUGAAGCAUAUUUUAGAGCAAAUCGUGGUAGACAAGCAAACCAAGCAUUUGCAGGCUACCAUAGAAUAGCCUUUUUGGGCUACAGACAUUUAUUUUCCCUUUUUCUUUACAGAUAAAGGUUGGUUUUUUUUUUUAGAAGCUGGUGUAUUUUAUUAAAAAUCCUUCCUGCCUUUUUGUUGUUUUUUUCUUUUGAGAGGUGAAUGUUGUUAAGGAACAUGGGAUCUGACACACCGAUGUGUAGCCCGACCUUGUUUUGGGGUCUGAUGCUGUCAGUCUCCACUAUCUGCAUCUGGUCCACAUAUGGAGAAAUCUGUGGUCCGAGUAUCGACAUCCGAAAUGAGAUCAGUGAGUUCAAGCGGCUGGAGAACUGUACGGUGGUGGAGGGCUACUUGCAGAUCCUCCUCAUCAACGACAAGACCAACAACAUCCACCAGGAGGCCUUCCGCACCCUGAGCUUCCCAAAGCUGACGGUCAUCACUGACUACCUGCUGCUGUUUCGCGUCUCGGGCCUGGACAGCCUCAGCAUUCUCUUCCCCAACCUGAAUGUCAUUCGGGGGCGCAAACUCUUCUACAACUACGCCUUGGUGAUCUACGAAAUGACCAGCCUGAAGGACAUCGGCCUGUACAACCUGAGGAACAUCACCCGGGGAGCCAUGCGGAUUGAAAAGAACCCUGAGCUCUGUUACCUGGACUCAGUGGACUGGUCUCUUAUUAUGGAUGGUGAAUUCAACAACAUUAUCAAUGGGAAUAAGAAGGCAAAGGAAUGUGACAAUGUGUGCCCUGGCAUCAUGGAGGAUAACCCUCUUUGUCAGAGGACGUCGUUCAGUGACAACUACAUAGAUCGCUGUUGGACCUCCAACAAGUGCCAGAAAGUUUGCCCAGAACACUGCAAGCUUGCCUGCACAGACAUGGGGGAGUGUUGCCACAGCCAGUGCCUGGGCAGCUGUUCUGAACCCAACAACGACAUGGCCUGCUAUGCCUGCCUCCACUACAACCACGAAGAUCGCUGUGUGCCAGACUGUCCCCCAGGCACUUACAAGUUUGAGGGCUGGCGCUGCAUCAACAUGGACCUGUGCUCUCAAGUGCACCUGCCCGGUGACACUCACUUUGUCAUCCACGGGGGAGAAUGUAUGCCCGACUGCCCCUCUGGCUUCACACGCAAUGAGACUAAUCGUAUGUUAUGCAAGGCCUGCGAUGGACCGUGCGAUAAGCCCUGCUUAUCCCCUGUCAUCGACUCUGUGGAUGCUGCUCAGACCCUGAAGGACUGCACCGUCAUCGAAGGCAAUCUGGACAUCAACAUCCGCCGUGGAAAUAACAUAGCGUCUGAGUUGGAGAACUUCAUGGGAUUGAUCCAGACAGUGACGGGCUAUGUGAAGAUUCGACACUCCCACGCACUUGGCUCGCUGUCCUUCCUCAAGAGCCUGCGUUACAUCAAUGGGCAGGAGCUCAUCGACAACAUGUAUUCGUUCUCCGCCAUCAACAACCAGCACCUGCAGUAUCUGUGGGACUGGAGUCAGCACAACCUGACUAUUCGGGCUGGACGUCUCUUCUUCCGUCUGAACCCCAAACUCUGCAUGUCCGAGAUCCACAAGAUGUGGGAAAAAACGGGCAGAAAUGGGAAGCUGGAGCAGGAUGACUUCCGUAACAAUGGUGAAAGAGCCAGCUGUGAAAGUCAUAUCUUGAAGUUCAAGUCUAACAUCACAACAAGUCAUACGAUCAGGCUGGCAUGGGAGCGCUACCGGCCGCUGGACUACGGAGACCUUAUCAGCUUCAUAGUCUACUACAAGGAGUCCCCUUUCCAGAACAUCACAGAGUUUGAUGGCCAGGAUGGCUGUGGCUCAAACAGCUGGCACUUGGUGGAUGUGGAUUUCCCUCAGGAUAAAAACACUGACCCAAAAAUCAUUCUUCAACACCUCAAGCCCUGGACCCAGUAUGCUAUUUUUGUGAAGGCCAUUACCCUGCAAGUGGAGGACAAACACAUUUCUGGGGCAAAGAGUGAUAUAAUUUACAUUCGCACACGCCCAUCGCUGCCGUCUAUACCCAAAGAACCCCGUGCAUAUGCAAACUCCUCAACCAAGCUGAUGGUGAAGUGGUUACCUCCAGUCUUUCCCAACGGCAACCUGACCUACUACUUGGUCCGCUGGCAGCAGCAGCCUGAGGACAGGGAGCUCUACCAACAUAACUACUGCUCCAAAGAGCUGAAGAUCCCGAUUCGUAUCCCAGCCACAGGUCUCACAGACAUGGAAGAGAACACCAAGCCCACCAAGUCAGACCUGGCAGGGGCAGAGAAGAACCAAUGCUGUGCUUGCCAGAAGACGCCCGAGGAGAAGGACCGGGAGAAGGAUGACCGCGUCUUUUUCAAACGCUUCGAGAACUUCCUUCACAAUGCCAUCUUUCUGCCAAGACCUCCAGAUCGUAGACGUAGAGAUGUUUUUGGAGUGGCUAACAACACACUGUUCCCUGACGGUGUUGGUAGAGGGAACACCACCCUUGGCCUGGGGGAUAACAGUACAGAUGGCAUUCCUUAUACAAAUGACACCUUCUCGCAGGAAAAGAGCACAGCAGAAUCUUUAGAGAUCCCCAACCUGGAGCCAUUCACUGUCUACCGUAUUGACAUCCAUGCCUGCAAUGAGGAGGUGGGGCGCUGCAGCGCUGGAGCCUUUGUCUUCUCCAGGACCAAACCUGCAGACAAAGCAGAUGACAUCCCUGGAAAGGUGAUCUGUGAGAGGAGUGACAAAGUUGAGGGUUGUGUGGUGCUGCGCUGGCCAGAGCCCAUCAGGCCCAACGGACUCAUCCUGAUGUAUGAGAUCAAGUUCCGUCUGGGGAAUGAGCCUGAGAAGCACGAGUGUGUGUCGCGGCAGCAUUACCGCGAGCAGAGAGGAGCUCGGCUGACCAACCUGGGCUCAGGGAACUACUCUGUUCGUGUGCGCGCCACUUCACUAGCGGGGAACGGCUCCUGGACGGAGAGUGUGUCCUUCUACGUGCUUCCACCCAAACGGGAAGAUGGUGUAACGUUGUACUUGGUCAUCAUAAUUCCCAUCAUAGUGACACUUUUCAUUGCCAGCCUCGCCACAAUUCUCUUCUUUGUGAACAAAAAGAGGAAUAGCGAUAGAUUGGGGAAUGGAGUCCUUUAUGCGUCUGUCAACCCGGAGUACUUCAGCGCUGCUGAGAUGUAUGUCCCGGAUGAGUGGGAGGUGGCCAGGGAGAAGAUCACGAUGCACAAGGAGCUGGGCCAGGGCUCCUUUGGCAUGGUGUAUGAAGGCAUCGCCAAGGGAGUGGUCAAGGACGAACCUGAGACACGAGUGGCCAUCAAGACAGUCAAUGAGUCAGCCAGCAUGAGGGAGCGCAUUGAGUUUUUGAACGAAGCCUCUGUCAUGAAGGAGUUCAACUGUCACCAUGUGGUGCGGCUGCUGGGCGUGGUCUCUCAGGGUCAGCCAACCUUGGUGAUAAUGGAGCUGAUGACCCGUGGAGAUCUCAAGAGCCACCUGCGCUCGUUGCGCAAAGAAAUCUCCACCAGCCAGGUCCUACCCCCGCUCAAAAAGAUGAUCCAGAUGGCAGGGGAAAUUGCUGACGGCAUGUCGUACCUAAAUGCCAACAAAUUUGUCCACAGAGAUCUGGCUGCCAGGAACUGCAUGGUAGCUGAGGACUUCACUGUGAAGAUUGGAGAUUUUGGCAUGACCAGAGAUAUUUACGAAACGGAUUACUAUCGAAAAGGAGGGAAGGGCCUACUGCCUGUCCGCUGGAUGUCGCCGGAGUCGCUGAAAGAUGGCGUGUUCACUACAAUGUCUGAUGUCUGGUCAUUUGGUGUCGUGUUGUGGGAGAUCGCCACCUUAGCGGAGCAGCCUUACCAGGGCAUGUCCAAUGAACAAGUUCUGCGCUUUGUCAUGGAGGGAGGACUCUUGGACAAACCUGACAACUGCCCUGACAUGCUGUUUGAGCUGAUGAGGAUGUGCUGGCAGUAUAACCCCAAGAUGCGUCCGUCCUUCCUGGAGAUCAUCAGCAGCAUCAAGGACGAACUGGAUCCUCCCUUCAGGGAAAUGAGCUUCUUCUACAGUGAGGAGAACAAGCCGCCGGACACUGAGGAGCUGGACAUGGAGGUAGAAAACAUGGAGAACAUUCCUUUGGACCCUGCAUCCACCAGGCAGCCCUGUGCUGCCGCUGCCCCCUCAUCAGGAUGUACAGGAGGCACGCCGCCUCCUUCUACCCAGCAGUUAUCCCCCAUGCAAGGCCCAAGUACUCCAUUAUUGGGACCUGUGCCACCCUCCUCCCCGGGGCAGGUUGCCUCGGCCUUGGCGUCUCCAAGCCUAGCCUUGGACAAGCACUCAGGACAUGUUUCGGCCAACGGGCCUGUGGUGGUGCUGCGGCCCAACUUUGACGAGAUGCAACCCUAUGCACACAUGAAUGGGGGCAGAAAGAACGAGCGGGCGUUACCACUGCCCCAGUCGUCGGCCUGCUGAUAUCAGACCAGCCCCUCCUCCUUCACCUCCUCUCACACAGGGUAACACAAACCUCUCCUCCAUCACUUUAGGAGGGAUGGAUGAGGUAAGAAAUGACUCUCUUCUACUGUGUGCCAGUAGAUGGUAUGUCCACUCCUCAAAGGUCAAACACAAAGUCUAAAAACUGAAAAACAGCACAGACACUUGUUGAAGACUUUGGAGUUUGGUUGCUCAGACACUGGGGAACUCCUUCAUGUGCAGCCUGUACUUCAGUUUGUUACAGAAGUCCUUCAUAAAGGAAACACGAUACAGGCAUGUGUCCUGAUUUACAGAUUAUGAAAUGAAAAUCAUUUUUUAGCAUAUCUGCCAGCAAUCCAACAGAAGAGCACUUUUUUCCUGAUGAUUUCAGAGAGGAUGUUGUGGAUAUCUGAGUGUGUAUUUAUACAAACACGUGAUUCUCUCUAUAUUAUGGUAUAGCUCCAUUUCUAAAUGACUUUCCAUCAAAAUGACUUGUUUGCAUGGGCGGACUGGCUCAUGUCAUGUGAGGAUGCCUCUUAUCAUUGUUUCAUUUUUCCUGUUGAUAUUUCUAUGGGUGUAGAUCCUGUCAGGAGCGUGUCAAAAUGGAAGAAGAGGGCCUAUUGUGUAUCUGCCAAACUAUUGCCAAAUCAAGUCAUUUCUUCACCUUCACACAGGUCUACCUUCUUGUUUAAGGCUGUGAUUCAGAGUUGAGAUAAGUCUGCAAAAUAAUACCAGAAAUGUAUUCAGACUUCAUGCUUCUUUUUAUUGCUGCUCCUGGAGCAGUUAUGUGGGGUCAUAACAAGACAGAAUACUGUGUUACUGUUGAGAUCGGCUGCUUUCACACCUGCAGUCAAGGUUUUCUCAGAAUUUGCAGCGUCUGCUUUGGGUGUGUAAUAAAUCUAGCAAGCCUAAUGAUAUUUUGAGGAAAAACACUGAACUAAACUAAAAUGUAAAGUUAAUGUUUCUUUUCAAAUCAAAUGACACUAUCAGUAUCUUAAGAUGAUUAUUUGUACAAACAACUGGGUUCUUGAUAAUAACCAACAGUUAUUAAACAUUAUGUAGUUAAGUAACCACUAGCCCGUCGAUACCAUUACAUGAUGACAACAAGAUAUUUAGAUAUACAAAUGUACCAGUUUAAAAUCCAUAUUUGUGGCAUAAAGCAUAAUUAUUCUGGGAAUUAUGAUCAACUGUGUACAUUGGACACCCAAAUAAUAACAAGUGAAAUGCAGCAGAAAUGGGCAUUCUUCAUAUACCAAAUAGUUGAUCAAAUAAUUGACAAGAAAAUAAUCAUUCAUUGCGGCCCUAUGGUUUCCAUAUAAUAACAUUUGAAAAGCCAGCAAGCUGUUGCUGGUGAUGGGCUUACCAAAAUGUUCUGUUGCACCACCAGUCCAUCCAGACUAAAACGCUCCACUUCAUCGCUUCCAUCUUUUGAACAUCUGAGGUGAAGUACAACUCUGAAUCACGGCCUCAGUCUGUCUUCGUUUUAAUAAAAACAAAACAUCAAGACAUCAUACAAUAAGUCUCACACUGCAAAUCACUGAAUUUCACUAUCAGGGGAUACGACUCUGCCUCCACUUUCACUUAUUCAAACUUUAUCUGACAGCGUGAAUUUCAUGUGGGAGGUUAACUGCUGUUCAAAUUAAAUGGCACCACAUACACCACAACAAACAAACAGAGUCGCAAACCUGAGACAGAAAACAAGAAGGUGUUGGAUCGGAUUUCAGAAGCCUAGAGACAACUUUACACACAGCAGGUCUCUUGGGAUAGUCAUUAGUUUCUGUACAUUUCAAACACAUAUAAAGGUCUUACAGUUGUAUUUUAGACUGCAGGAUUGUUUUUAUACACAUCAUUGGUUUUGUCACUUUUUUAAACCUUUUUACGGUUCAAAAUGUUUGCCUCUAUGUCUGUACAGAACAAAGCUGCUAUUUUAUUCUUUUUCUCUUUUGGAUGAUAUAUAUAUAUAUAUAUUAUAUAUAUAUAUAUAUAUAUAUAUAUUAAGAAAUCCUUCAGGUUUGGUAUUUUAUGAUCUCCACUACAGUCCAUUUCUACUACAGUUCAAUAUCUUUGAACUCUGUUUAAAAAAUUUAAAUAAAACAACAAAAAAAUAAGAUGAUUUAGAUAAAACCAUUUUUUUCUGUUGCCCAAAAGGUUUUCUGUAACACUAUAUUUAGCUCAUUGCUUUUUAUUUUUAUGAAAUAUUUCCUCCUGUAUUUGUUUUGUGGAUGUAUAUUAUUAUUAUUAUUAUUAUUAUUAUUAUUAUAAUUAUUUGGAAUGGACACCUUAGGUCGAUAUGUGAGUGUAUACUCCCUGCACCCUUUUUCUAUGUGUUGUCUAGCACUGCGCCUAGCAUUGCCCUCUAGGUGCAACUCAAUCUCAGGUCAAAGUAAAGGCUUUGCUUUCUCCACACAUUCUCAUGAUCGUCCUCUACUUGUCUCUGCUUGUCCAUCCCCCGUUGUCCUCCCCUCCAUCAUGCUUUGUUGAUUCAAGUAGUGCCCUCUCUCUCCUUCCCGCUGGCCCCUCACUGCCCUCUACUGUAACAUACUGUACCUGCCCCCCCCCCCCAGUACCUCCUUUUUGACGUAAGAAUUAGUUGCAGUUUACAAGUUAUUUACUUUACUAUACCAGAUCUGGUAUUUUAACCCAUCCAUUUCCUGCCUCUCCUUGACUCAAUAGGGCUAAUUGGGUUAUCUUGUUUACCUUAGUUAUGCCAACCAUCUCUCGACCAUUUAAAAUUACAUUAAAAUUAUUUUCUUUUUUUCCCCCUCUUUAUUACAUCAGCACUCAAGUGCAAUACAACCCCACUUCUGCUAAUGUUACUUCUUCAAUGUGAUAACAGUUCUUAUUGUUUGUCUUCACAAUCACUGCUUCUGAAAACCAAAUAAAGGAUGGGUUAAAAGUCCAGGGAAGGGAACACAUUUCAAUCAUGGAAAAGGUCUUAAAAUGGAGACUGGGUAGUCAAGGUGUUUUGAGGGAUUUCUCCUCAAAUUUUGGAAAUGCUGCCUGGUGAUUAUUAUACCCCCCCUCCCCCUUUUCUUUGAAGUUUUUUUUCCUGUAGGAGUGUAAUUUAUUUAUUUUUUUUAAUUUUCCUUUUGUGAUAUCAGUUUAAAUCACUGUAUUCAUGCCCCAUGAUUCAGUAUAAAGUUGGAUUUUUUUUGUAUGUAUUUUCUUUGGUGUCAUGACUGGGGGACUUAAAAACUUUUUUUUUUCUCCUUCAAGUAUAUAUCUACCUCACUCUUUUUAAAUAUAUGUAUGCGAAUGGAAAAAAAGUACAUCUCACGCUUUCUCAUCAGUUUAGAAACCUCAUUAUCUGGAUAAAACCCACAGGGAUCUAGAUUAACCUCACAAAGCGGACUAGGAAAGGAGAUGGAAUAUUUGUGUGGAGGUUUUAGGUGUGGUAAGUUCACUAGCCCACUAAUUGCUGGCCCACUAAAUUACAAAAAGUAAAUUUAUACCUCAGAGAAUGCUAAGGAAAGGACUGCUUGUAGCAGCCUUCAGUACCGUGUGGUUUUGUUCUCUGCAGAAUCACUUAAAUUUGUUGUUGGGUAUUUAUGUGAGAAAAUAUUACAGAAUUAUAGCAACCUACACAAUAAUUUCACUUAAUAGUUUACAUUACAACUAGGCUUAGAGUAGGCGUGGCGCGAGACAUAAGACGAGAGGCCAGUGCAUCAUCAGCAUCAACAUCAGACAUUCCAUCUCCACUGACUCCCAACAUAUUGUCACAACGUCAAAUCCUCAAAAGACAGAAACCUUCCUUUUCUCACCUAAAAUGCAUUUAUAUAGAAGUUUAAGCAGUUAUAAUGGGGAAUAUUUAAAAAAGGGAAAAUAUUUUUAUUGACCUCCAAGAAAAACAACACACAAUGUAUUUGCUGUCUACCUGCAGGUUGUACUGCUGCAAGGUUGCAGCACAACCCCACAUCUCACAGCUUCAGUAUAUUCCAAACAGAGGUCAUUCACACUUUCAAAAUACAUUCGGUUAUGUGUAGAUCAGUACUGUGAAUGUAACAAGAACUUUUCCGUACUUUCUACACAAAACCUUUAUAGAGUUAGCAGCAACUCCACCACCUACAUGUUUCGGCCUUCAGUCCUAAAUGGGCAAUUUUCAAUCGUUCAUCAGUCAAUGUUGGAUUCGAUUUCAGAGUUUCUUUUUUUACCCUGUAAACUAUGUGUUUUUGUGAACGGCAUCAUUUCCCCUGUCCAAGUCUACCUGCUGAAUGCCAUGUCGUUCUAGCUCUAGUGAUAGCUAAUCUCCACUGUCGUCAGGGUGAGUCUCUUAGUGACCAUUUUCUGGCUUUUUGAUCAUCUGAAAGUGAACUGAACACUCCUGAUGUACUGCUACUUACACUAAUGCUGCUGGUUCAAACAGUCACCUCAGUGGAUCUUAUAUUGUCAUCAAAAAUGUGGCGUGUGAAGGAGCUUUUACAGUGGCAACUUAGCGACUGCUGUCUCAGUGCAAGGGCCUCUGGGCUGAAGGCGUAUAAAAUCAUUUGAUAUAAAAUGCGUGUUGAAAUUAAUACCUAAAAGCAAUAAUAAAACGAGUAUUUGAAUAUUAUAAAUAGGCCACUAGUUAACUUCUAAUGUGAAAUCUGGGUGCUCAAUCUAGGUUCUUCUUAAGCAUUUUUUCUGUGCAUGAUUUAAGAGAAUAACAGAGUGAACGAUCUUUUGGUUGAAAAACAGUCUGGUUGCUGCUGAAUAUCACAAUGUAACAGAAAUCACCACUGACAAGCAAACAGCUUGUGUAGUUACUUAACAUAUCUGUGCGUUUAUUUUUAUUUUUCUCCGUUGGAUGUAUGUAAUGAUAAAAUACAUACAACAUUUAAUGAUAUAUUUCAACUUUUCAAUUCUGAGAGUAGACAUUACAUUGCCCUGUUGUGAGGUGAAUUAAUGCUGAACACGUGGACAUGUAUAGGACAGGGAUGUUGCGUAGAUUACGGGUAGUCAUGGUAAAGAGUAAAGAACAUGAUUAGAAAAAGAGGAUAGGCCGAAGUUUACAGCUUCACGCUAGUUGCUUUUAUUGCAUUACCAGAUUGCUGCGUAAAUAUACAGUAGCUAACUAAAAAAAAUACAUUCAACUUAGUCAUAUUUAUCACCUUAAUUCUUCAGAAUGUUCUUCAUGCAAACCUCAGGUUCAUGGAGGAUGCGUCAGUGCAUUCAAACUGCAAUAAUAAGUUUGAGGUUUAUCAUUGUCAUGCCUCUGUUUUUAGUUUUAUUUGCAUUCCUAUACCUUCUGAGGGGGCCUUGGUCUACUACUUUUAUUUUAUUACAAUACUUUCACAAGAUCUCUGUGUUCAUUACGUGAUUGGGGAAAGAAAUAAUCAAAAAAAAAAAAAAAAAAAAAA